UAUAAAAUAAUGAAGAAACUCGAACUAUUCUCGACUAAUUCCAAACUUUCUUCUUCCAGUUGUUCCUAGCCUGUACAAUCCUGAUGACAUCAGCAUGGACUCCAUACUACCCAGGGCCGAGAGGACCAAUGAGGUUCACGCGGUAUGCGCCCUCCCCACAUCAACUGCGUCAACAGCUACCCCCACACCCACAUCUACACACACAGUUGCAUCCUCACUUACGUGCACAGAUACAUCCUCAGCAUCAACUGCAAAUACACUCGCAGCCGCAUUCUCAACCGCAUCUACAGCCGGAACAUAAGAAUCCUGUGGAAUCAACAGACGUAGACAAGAAAGAAAGGCAGCGUCCGAAGCGUGGUCACGACGACUACGACCACGACCACGAUUACGAUCAUGACCACAAAGGCACCAGCGGGGUCACCGGACCCGUACACACUUUUGUCAAGACGGAUAAGAAUGCUAACUACAAAUGGGGAGUUCGACACCAUGUGGGGGACAAAUACGCAUCUUAAACCCAAGAGUAGAGUCCCUUAAAGAGUUUGCUCUUAUAAUUUAUUUAAUUGUACUUAUAGAUGUUAUUGUCGUUUACUUUAAUUUAGAUUGAUAGUUUUUUUACGUUAUUAUAUUAAUUUAAGAUAAAUUUCGAGACCGAAAUAAAAGUUUCCUACCAAAAAAUACAUAAUAAAUUUCAGAAUUUGCUUUUCUAUUUAACCUAAAUCUGAGUCAUCCCAUUAGGAGAAUAGUAAGGACAACCAUUCCUAAACUAAGCAAGGAACAUUUGCUACGACUGAACUUUUUAUACUUACAGUCACUGUAUCGGAAUGCAAAGCAUCCCACUUACCAUCACUUAUCCCAUGAAGUCAUCAAAUCCUACUACUUCUAAACCCUAGCUUGUAUAGCACGGUUAAUACAAAUGACUAAUACCAGUCCUCGGGCGCAUUGCAAGUAGCCCGCAUGGUUGAAAGACUUUCCCUUUUGUUGGAGAAACACGACGCAAAUUCAUGCGUGGCCGUGCCGUUCUGGCUUACAAAAACCAUGGAGAAUCGUUAACAAUCAUUUCUGAUUUUGUGGA
This is a messenger RNA of Trichoplusia ni (cabbage looper), 1072 nucleotides long. RefSeq lists its product as uncharacterized. The record is from RefSeq and is a predicted model, not a curated record. Lineage: Eukaryota; Metazoa; Arthropoda; Insecta; Lepidoptera; Noctuidae. Bases 84 to 512 code for a protein of 142 amino acids. The transcript is spliced from 2 exons.